Molecule: messenger RNA, 600 nt
Organism: Fomitopsis serialis
Lineage: Eukaryota; Fungi; Basidiomycota; Agaricomycetes; Polyporales; Fomitopsidaceae
Exons: 1
Coding region: 1-600 (199 amino acids)
Source: RefSeq, a predicted model, not a curated record
AUGUCGAGGUUCGGCAAGGUCAAUCCCUGCGUGGACUACACGUUCGCUCUCCAGGACUAUGUCCUAGGCGGCAAGAAGUUCGACGCGCUUCCGUCCGAAAUGAAAACCAUAGUCUCCAGGUUCACGACAAUGGAUCCGAAACUCACCAACGACCCGGAACGUGUUGUCACCCAAAGAGUUGCGCUGAAGCGAGGACUGCUCAGAGACUUGUUGACUCUGGACGACCGCAUCCGAACGCGCCGUGACGCGGUUCGCAUCCAACCCUACGAAGCCGGGCGAAUUUCAUUCCUGCGAUGGUGGCAGGGUACGCUGCGGCAAGAGACGAUUAACCAGAUCAUGCAGAACGACCUGAGGAGGAGGAACAAGUUAGUGACCGCGUUUGUCAUGCAUAUCGACGCGCUGGUAUGGGUGGAGACGUUCGAUCGCAGCGGCUCGCCGAAGAGGAACCCAGUCGAGAUACGCGAGUAUCGAGACGAGCUCCUCACGCCCGUCGCGGAGGUAGUCAACCACUCGCUCAUGUUCCUGGGCGAGUACAUGCUGUCCCCCUCGGAGGACACGGCGCUGGAUGGAGAUAGCACACUCUGCGAGGGGCUCGACUAG